GGCUGGCGCGGGUUGGUUUUCAUCUCAGUUGGGAGGUAAUCGCGAUUCGCCCUAUAGGGUUAAACUGACAGAGUGGCCAUCCUAGAGAGGCCAAUAAGGAGAGGAAAGGAAGUUGUUUAAGCUACUUCCUGGCCCGCCCAGCACCGUGGGAAAGUGGGCCUUGUAUUUCCCACGGAGUCAGGAUGAGCGGUAGCAGGCAGGAGAGUGAGAAUCAGGGAAAGCAAACUGGUGCCUUGCCAGAAAGAGCUGUGUGUCAGGAGAUGGAAGAAAAGCUGGAAGAUCAAGCAGGGGGCAUAAUGGAGACCUGGAGAAAAGAAUCCUUUUCUUUCAAAAAACCUGACUUCCCAGAAAUACAAGAAACAAUACACAUAGGUGAAAAUAAAAAUACGUGCACAGUGUGUGGGAAAAUAUUCAGAGACGACUCGAACCUUAAGCGACACCAGAGAACCCACACGGGAGAAAAACCGUACCAGUGUUUGUACUGCGGGAAGAGCUUCAGUCGGAACGCGAACCUUGCUUCCCACCAGAGAAUCCACACGGGAGAGAAGCCCUACAUGUGCUCGGUUUGUAGCAAGACCUUUGGUGACAAAUCCAGCCUGAAUCGGCACGAGAGAAUCCACUCCGGGGAAAGACCGUACGAGUGCUACGAGUGUGGGAAAAGCUUUGAUUUGAGCCAAUCGUUGAUCAGCCACCAGAGGACCCACACGGGAGAGAAACCGUAUAAAUGCUCCGAAUGUGGGAAAACGUUCAAUCGCCGCCAAAACCUCCUUAGCCACCAGAGAAUCCACACAGGGGAGAAGCUGUACAAAUGCUCCGAAUGCGGGAAGAGCUUCAGCAGAAGCCAGAACCUCACGCGACACCAGAGCAGCCACACGGAGGACAAACUGUAUGAAUGCUACGAGUGCGGGAAAAGCUUCCGUCUGAGCCAGUCCCUGAUUAGCCAUCAGAAAAUCCACACUGGAGAGAAGCCAUAUAUGUGCUCCCACUGCGGGAAAAGCUUCAACCGGAGUCAGAACCUGAUCAGCCAUCAAAGAGUCCACACAGGAGAGAAACAGUACAAAUGCUUAGAAUGCGGGAAAAGUUUCAAUUGGAGCCCAGACCUCCUCCGCCAUCAGAGAAUCCACACGGGGGAGCAGCCCUAUGACUGCUCAAAAUGCGGGGAACGCUUCAAUCGGCGCGAGAAUCUUAUUAGACACAUGAGGAUACACAUGGACAAAACUCUGUUGCAUUGAAUAUUGCCUACUCUGCAGGACCUUUCUCAGCAUUAAAGAAUCCCCCCCCCACAGAGGGGUGCUGUUAAAAAUAAAUCAAUAUACUUUA
Molecule: messenger RNA, 1320 nt
Organism: Heteronotia binoei (common prickly gecko)
Lineage: Eukaryota; Metazoa; Chordata; Lepidosauria; Squamata; Gekkonidae
Product: zinc finger protein 501-like
Exons: 2
Coding region: 183-1232 (349 amino acids)
Biological process (GO): regulation of transcription by RNA polymerase II
Molecular function (GO): RNA polymerase II cis-regulatory region sequence-specific DNA binding; DNA-binding transcription factor activity, RNA polymerase II-specific
Source: RefSeq, a predicted model, not a curated record